CUAUGCCUAUAAUCAGUGUUGAGGGUCUAUUAGCUCUAGUCUAGAGCGCAUCGAGCGGCGGAGCUAUGUUACAGCAGCACCAGGCAGGGUCGGGGAGCGGGCCCGCAGUCCGGGGGCUCAAUUUAGCGAGACACGCGGGCCUGCAGUCUGUCAAUCCGGCUCUCCAUCAAUCACAACACCACCCCGGGGGCCUGCAACACGACGCCCCGGAGAACGGAGUCGAGACGCGGAAAGACAUCGGCGAUAUUCUACAGCAGAUCAUGACGAUCACGGACCAGAGCUUGGACGAAGCGCAGGCAAAAAAGCAUGCGUUAAACUGUCACAGGAUGAAACCGGCGCUGUUCAGCGUUUUGUGUGAAAUCAAAGAAAAGACCGGUCUGUCCAUGCGCAGCGCUCACGACGAGGAGCCUAGUGACCCGCAGCUUGUGCGAUUGGACAACAUGCUGCUGGCCGAGGGCGUUUCCGGCCCUGAGAAAGGGGGCGGAGCUGCAGCAGCCGUCUCCGCGGCAACCUCGGGGGGUGGUGUCUCACCUGACAAUUCCAUCGAGCAUUCUGAUUAUCGGAGCAAACUAGGACAGAUCAGGAAUAUAUACCACUCAGAGCUAGAGAAAUACGAGCAGGCGUGUAACGAGUUUACGACCCACGUGAUGAACCUCCUGCGGGAACAGAGCCGCACACGCCCCGUCUCGCCCAAGGAGAUCGAGCGCAUGGUGGGCAUCAUCCACCGCAAGUUCAGCACCAUCCAGAUGCAGCUCAAGCAGAGCACCUGCGAGGCCGUCAUGAUUCUGCGCUCGCGAUUCCUUGACGCCAGACGGAAGCGUCGUAACUUCAGCAAGCAGGCGACGGAGGUUCUGAAUGAGUAUUUCUACUCUCACCUCAGCAACCCGUACCCCAGCGAAGAGGCCAAGGAGGAGCUAGCCAGGGAGUGCAGCAUCACCAUGUCCCAGGUGUCGAACUGGUUUGGUAACAAGCGGAUUCGCUACAAGAAGAACAUCGGCAAGUUCCAGGAGGAGGCGAAUCUGUACGCAGUGAAGACAGCCGUGGGAGCAACACAGGGAGAGGAGUCACCAGAGACUCCCACCUCCACAGGGUCUGGCUCGUUCUCUCUCCCUGGCUCAGCUGACAUGUUCAUGGGGAUGCCGGGGCUCAAUGGAGACUCAUUUCACGGAGCAGCGCAGGGGGAGUCUCUUGGUCAGGGGUUGACUCGGGGCCGCUACACAGACAGGCUGGGAGCCAAUCACAUGUACACCUCCCCGGAGAACAGGGUUAACGGAGGUUGGCAGGAAGCAGCCACGCCCACCUCUGUGACCUCACCUGGAAGUGACCACUCGGAAAACUCCAACUGACCAUCUUGUCCUGCCAGUGGCUGAAAUGGAUUCUGGAGGGGAGGGGUCCUAGUUUUAUAUAUAAGAAAUGUUUGGUUUGGAGGGAUCUUUACGAGAUUUCAGUUUAUAUUUUUGUUUAUUUUUCUCAUUCUGUUUUCAGCUUAGACCAAGAGAGUGAGAGAGAAGGAGUGAGUGUGUUUUAACUCACUCUAGUUAAGCAUGUGUUAGUGUGAUAGAGGGGGAGGGAGAGGAUUUAGGAACUAUUCUUAGCCUGUCCUGUGCUUUGUUGCUUGGGAAGGUCAUGUGACUCAGGAGACAAGGCAACUGGAAACAAGGAGCAGCCACUGUGCCACACAGCGGAGUCAUGGGACAAACUAAAAGCAGUUCCUGAGUAAUCUGCCAGCUUUUUAUUCUUUUAUUUUGUUGAUACAUACCAUUCUCAUAAGCUUGUAAGAAACUGAGUGAAGCAGACAAGCAUCUGGCUGAUGCCAUUCACCAGUGUGUGAUGGAAGUGGACAAACCAGCUGCACAGCAACGCAAGAGUCACAAAACUAACAAACGGGAGGAGAGACACAUCGCUACUGUGGAGCGCGUCGCACUGUUGAAGGCCCUGGCCGAAACGCCUGUCUGUGGAGUAAUGGGGACGAUUUGAUCCCCCUGCACCCUAGUACACCACAGCUGGGUUUUAUUAAUUUUAACCCCCUUCUUCCUCUCCAUUGAUCUCUAACUCUUUUACAGCACUGGGGAGUCACCCUGGAUGUCUGUAUGUUAAUUCUGGGAUAAUGACUAGACUGUUCCAGCAAUCCAGUGAUUCCUCUCCAGGGCUGUAAAGGGCUCUAAUAAAAAAAACCUGGCUGCGGUGCAGCAUCCCUUACGGUAAUUGUUUUAUUUUAUUAUUUUUUUUACCGUUGGUCAUUAAGACCCUGUACAGAAUCACUACAUUUGUUCGAGCGAGAGAGAGACAGAAAAAACACUACUAAACUGUAAAUACAGCACAAUUAUAUAAAACAAAGGAAAUAUAAAGUUACAGAUCACAAAGAUGGAGACGAGUGGAUCGGAGAGUUCGACUCACGCUAAUAGCUGCUCCAUGUAUGAACAGAACUACACCAAAACAAGCAGCUCAAACUGCUUUUAAUUACAAGCUGUGUGUUUGUAUUGUUAUUAUUAUUAUACCUCAAAAGCAACUCAUUAAAAAUCAACAGAAUUUUGAAAGGGCCAGGCCCCCCCACCAUUUAAAAAUAAUAAUUGAAAUGUUUUUGUGUUUUUUUUUGUUUAAGAUUCAUAUUGUUUAUCGUAUUAAAGUGAGCUGAACCACCUUGGCUCUGCUUCCAAAGAGAACGACAAACAUGGCGCUCACAUGCUGGGGCUUCUAUUGGUGUCGCCAUCUUUUAUUGUAGUUUUUCAUCACAGGUCACUUUUGUUUAACCACACCGUAUAGCAAUGUAGCUUACCCAGGAUUGUAGGGUGACUAUUGCCUGAAACUGUUACUCCCAAAAAGGUCUUUUUAAAACAUUAAAAAUGAUGAAACUAUAGCAUAGAUGGAUACAGUACCUUCAGUUUAUCAGGUAAUUCCUAAGAAAGUCGAGACAUGGAAAGUGCGACUUGUCAUGAUCUUGUGGUCUGUGCAGCUUCUAGUUUUCAUUAAAUUUUUUUUUUAAUGAUUGUAUAUUGUGUGCGUGUUUUGAAAUGUGUUCGACCACGUGACCAGAUCUCUUUUAAUAAAACUGUUUGACAGCAAAUAUACUAAGAGUGUCCUGUACAGUACUACCUACCUCUCCUGAGUAUUUUAAAUAAAACUUUCACACACUUUU
This is a messenger RNA of Polyodon spathula (Mississippi paddlefish), 3136 nucleotides long. RefSeq names its product pre-B-cell leukemia homeobox 2 (gene pbx2). Lineage: Eukaryota; Metazoa; Chordata; Actinopteri; Acipenseriformes; Polyodontidae. The record is from RefSeq and is a predicted model, not a curated record. Gene Ontology annotation, cellular component: nucleus. Gene Ontology annotation, molecular function: RNA polymerase II cis-regulatory region sequence-specific DNA binding; DNA-binding transcription factor activity, RNA polymerase II-specific. Bases 66 to 1346 code for a protein of 426 amino acids. The transcript is spliced from 9 exons. Gene Ontology annotation, biological process: animal organ morphogenesis; regulation of transcription by RNA polymerase II; neuron development.